Molecule: messenger RNA, 1486 nt
Organism: Vigna unguiculata (cowpea)
Lineage: Eukaryota; Viridiplantae; Streptophyta; Magnoliopsida; Fabales; Fabaceae
Product: 2-alkenal reductase (NADP(+)-dependent)-like
Molecular function (GO): 2-alkenal reductase [NAD(P)H] activity
Source: RefSeq, a predicted model, not a curated record
UCUAACCUUUUAUUUCCAAUAUAUAUAAUCCAAUAUGAGUUUGAAGUUGGGAAUAAUAUUGAUGGAAAACAGUCAGAAAUAUCAAAAGCUUGCAUCUUUCUGCAUUAUUGGUGAAGUCAUGACCCCGUUGCGCUUUCACUCUCCCAUUUUAUCCCUUAUCAUCCAUUCCUUAUUCACAACACAACAAAUUCAAACCACUCAAAAAUCAUAAACCUUUGAGAUGGCAGAAGUGAGGAACAAACAAGUGGUUCUGAAGAACUAUGUGGUUGGUUUUCCCAAAGAAUCAGACAUGGACAUUGUCGAAGGAACCAUAACAUUGAAGGUUCCAGAAGAUUCCUCUGAUGUGCUCCUCAAAAAUCUCUACCUCUCAUGUGAUCCCUACAUGAGACUCCUCAUGACCAAGGAGGAGGACCUUUCUCUCGGAGUUGUCACCUACACGCUUCACUCUCCACUGACAGGAAAUGGUGUGUCUGAAGUGGUGGAAUCUAGAGAUCCAGAUUAUGAGAAAGGUGAUUUAGUUUAUGGAAUGACUAAAUGGGAAGAGUACAGUUUGAUCCCCUCAUCCCAAAUACUUUUCAAAAUUGUGCACACUGAUGUUCCACUUUCCUACUACACUGGAAUUCUUGGUAUGCCAGGAUUGACUGCUUAUGGUGGUUUCUUUGAUGUAAGUUCUCCCAAAAAAGGUGACAAUGUUUUUGUUUCAGCUGCCGCUGGUGCUGUUGGUCAACUUGUUGGCCAAUUUGCCAAGUUGAGUGGUUGUUAUGUUGUUGGAAGUGCGGGAAGCAAAGAGAAGGUGGAUCUGCUGAAGAAUAAAUUAGGAUUUGAUGAAGCCUUUAACUACAAGGAGGAGCCAGAUCUCAAUGCAGCUUUGAAAAGGUACUUUAGAGAAGGCAUUGACAUAUACUUUGAGAAUGUUGGGGGAAAGACACUUGAUACAGUACUCCCAAAUAUGAGACUCCAUGGUCGGAUACCUGUUUGUGGAAUGAUCUCACAAUACAAUCUUACUCAACCAGAAGGUGUAACAAAUUUGGCACAUCUCAUAUUCAAGAGGGUUAAAAUGGAAGGUUUUAAUGUAAAUGAUUUCUGCCAUUUAUUUCCCAAAUUCUUGGAGUUUGCCCUGCCUCUGAUCAGAGAAGGGAAGGUUGUGUAUGUGGAAGACAUUGUUGAGGGUCUUGAGAAUGCCCCUGCAGCCUUGGUUGGCCUCUAUACUGGUGGCAAUGUUGGUAAACAAGUGGUUGUUGUUGCUCAUGAGUAAAAUUAUAUCAAUCGAAACACUGUACCAUCUAAGUAUUACGGCUGAAUUUUCAAUUUUGUGCUUGAUAUUAAAGCUUGUUUUUAAAGUGUUGCAAUCAUCAUCCAUUCUCUUUAGAGUUAUUAAUGCAUGAUGUUAAUUUUCUUUUGAAACGAUUGACAAGGUACCAAAUAUUAACUAGUUGACACUAGUAAGUAUUAUGUGAAUAAUUACUUCAGUAAAAUCUUACUUAAA